AUGACCGAGAGGGUGAUGGACCACUACGUGGCUGGGGCUUUGGGAGGAACCGCCGGUUACUUUGUGGGGUACCCUCUAGAUACAAUAAAGGUACAGCUACAGACGCAGAGUGGUGAUAAGCGUGGAUUAUUGACGGCACUUUCAAACACAUGGGGGAAAGGGGUUGCUGGAGGCUUUUUUCGAGGAAUGUCAUGGCCACUCCUUACCACCGGAUGUACAACAUCAGUGUUUUAUGGGGUUUACGGUAAUACACUGACAUUUCUCGAGCCGGAGAAGGCGAAGCAGAAGUCGGCUUACGGGAAGAUAGUUCUAGCCGGAAGUGUGGCCGGAAUGACCCAAGCAAUUCCUAUUAUUCCUAUAGAAUAUGUGAAAGUUGUUCUGCAGUCCCAGAUUUCACUAGAAAACAAGUCCAACACAGCUCAUGUGAAUGCCAACAUACGCCACUUCCGUGGGCCAACGGACUGCGCACGCAACAUUGUCAGGACUAAUGGAAUGGUGGGACUAUUAAAAGGAGCUACAGUAACGCUUCCAAGGGAUGUUAUUUUCUUCGCUAAUUACGGGUUGAUAUAUGAAUGCAUCAGCGAGUUCAUCAAACAGAAGAAAUGGACGGACUCGCAAGGAUUUUUGGCAGAUUUUAUCGGUGGUGGAUUUUCCGGAAGCUUAUCUUGGAUUUUGGCUAUACCGUUUGACGUCAUUAAGAGUCGCUACCAAGCUGACUUUCAUGGCAAGUACGCGAGUCCUGUUGACUGCGCUAUUCAAAGCUACCGAACUGAAGGGUUGGGCGUUUUCUAUACGGGUUGUUUUGUCACGUGUGUGCGAGCAUUCCCAGUAUGCGCAGUAUCUUUUAUGGUGUACGCCCAGGUGACUCAGUGGCUGAGAAGCAACGAGUGA
Ylistrum balloti is the source of this 891-nucleotide messenger RNA. Its product is annotated as solute carrier family 25 member 45-like. NCBI's taxonomy places the organism in Eukaryota, Metazoa, Mollusca, Bivalvia, Pectinida, Pectinidae. Gene Ontology annotation, molecular function: transmembrane transporter activity. The transcript is spliced from 5 exons. Gene Ontology annotation, biological process: transport. The record is from RefSeq and is a predicted model, not a curated record. Bases 1 to 891 code for a protein of 296 amino acids.